Messenger RNA from Penicillium cinerascens, 2550 nucleotides. RefSeq lists its product as uncharacterized. Bases 1 to 2550 code for a protein of 849 amino acids. Lineage: Eukaryota; Fungi; Ascomycota; Eurotiomycetes; Eurotiales; Aspergillaceae. Gene Ontology annotation, molecular function: acyltransferase activity, transferring groups other than amino-acyl groups; hydrolase activity, hydrolyzing O-glycosyl compounds. The transcript has 4 exons. Gene Ontology annotation, biological process: peptidoglycan turnover; carbohydrate metabolic process. The record is from RefSeq and is a predicted model, not a curated record.
AUGUCGGAUCUUCAGAAGGAAGUCGGUCAGCUGUUCGCGGUCGGGUUCCACGGCUACACUCCAAGCCCGGAGAUCAAAACAUUGAUUCAUGAGUAUCAUGUCGGAGGCAUUGUCCUCUUCGCGCGCAAUUACCAAAAUGCCGAACAGCUUCAGGCCUUGACAUUAGCUCUGCAGAAUGAAGCUCGACUGGCCGGGCACCAGCGACCUCUGUUGAUAGGGAUUGACCAGGAAAAUGGCCAAGUCACCCGCAUUGCUCCCCCAAUAGCCACUCAAAUCCCUGGGCCGAUGGCUCUUGGUGCCACGCAUGACCCAGAGCUGGCCUACCAAGCAGGGAUAGCCACUGGCGAGACCCUGGGCUUCUUUGGAAUCAACAUGAAUUAUGCACCUGUCUGCGACAUCAAUUCGGAUCCGCUGAACCCCGUAAUUGGUGUCCGUAGCCCUGGCGAUGACCCGGAGUUCGUGAGUCGGUUCGCAAGUGCGGCUGCGCGUGGUCUGCGCGAGCAGAACAUCAUCCCUAGUGUGAAGCACUUCCCCGGUCACGGAGACACGUCUACCGACUCACAUUAUGGUCUGCCGGUUAUUGAAAAGACAAGGGAUGACUUGGAACGAUGCGAAUUGAUCCCUUUCCGUCGUGCAGUUGCUGAAAAUGUUGAAGCCGUAAUGACUGCCCACAUUUCAAUCCCGCACAUUGAUGACAAGUUCCCCGCCACACUUUCUGCCAAGGCCCUUGGUAUUUUGCGCAACGACAUGGGCUAUGAUGGCAUGAUUAUCACCGACUGUCUUGAAAUGGACGGCAUUCGGUCUACGUUCGGCACAGAAAACGGCUCGGUCCUCGCGCUGCAGGCUGGAAGUGACAGUCUGAUGAUGUGCCAUACAUUUGAUGUGCACGUUGCCUCCAUCAAGAGGGUUACCAAAGCGGUCCAGUCCGGUGAGGUCUCACGCUCACGAUUUGAUGAUGCAUGUCGUCAUGUCGCCAAAGUGAAAGACAAAUUCUUGAACUGGGACGUAGCUUUGCGCCAAGGGGACUUUGCAGAUCUUGAUGCACUCAAGGAAAAGCAGUCGCAGAUUUUCAAGGGUAUCUAUGACCGCUCUGUCACGCUUGUCCGAGACGAUGCUGGUGCUCUUCCACUGUCAAGCACCUCGAACGUUGUAUUUCUCUUCCCGGGAGACGGUACCCCUGCAGGAGGCGCCGUGGAUGGAGAAGGCACGGGCAAAGCAGGCGACUAUGAUUCCGCCAAAUACCUUAACACUCUUCGACGAUACAACCAGUCUAUCACGGAAAUCAAAUAUCCAAAGGCUGGGUUGUCGGAGGAGGAAUGGUCCGUUGUCAGGUCCGCUGAUGCCGUGAUCUUUGUUUCGAUGAACGCUACGGAGUCGCCAUAUCAACUGUCACUUGGAAAGGCGCUUCCCAGCCAGGUUCAAUCAUUUGUGGCCAUUGCUGCCUGUCAGCCCUAUGACUGGCUCAAUGUUCCUGAAGUCAAGACGUAUCUGACCACAUAUGAGCCUACUGUUGAAUCCUUCUCCGUGGUAUCCGACAUCAUAUUCGGGAAGAAGGCUCCACAAGGCUCACUUCCAAUUGGAUCGGGCGCCUCGACCAAGUCUACUGCCGAUGUGGCACCUUUCAAUGCCGAGACAGAUCUUGAUGCAAUUAUCUCCGUGUGGAGAGAAGCCUUGCCAACUUAUAUAUUGCCGGCAAAUAGUUUGCACCCGCUGAUUGUCCGGAAAAAUGCGCACCACUUGGUGGCUCGGGUCGGCUCAGACCUUGUGGGAUUCUGUCUUGCUUACACCAAUGGUCAAGGCGAACCAACCACCGUUCACAUUGCAGUACUGGCAGUGGCGCCGAAAUUCCAAGGUCAGGGAAUUGGCACUGCGUUGCUUAAUGAGACACGCUCGUACUUCAGGAAGCAACUCAACAUGAACUGUCUGAAACUUGGCAGUACAUUCCCUCGCUUUUGGCCAGGAGUACCUCGAGAGCUGCCCGGUGCCCAGGAGUUUUUUAUUCACCGUGGCUUCCGGCUGAGCCCGCCCGAGGCCAGGUCCACCGACCUGUACCAACGCAUUCGAAACUUCCAAUCGCCUGAGAAGUACAUGAAUCGUGCGCGAGAUCGGGGAUUUCGGUUUGCACCUCUCCAGCCUGAAGACUACGAAGAGUGCUUGAUCGGACAGCGAAAAAACUUCUCUGACAAUGCCGACUGGGUUGAGGCAUAUGUCAAGCUACAUCCCAAAAAUUAUCCCUCCUGCGUGAUGACCGCUUUCGAUUCCGAGAAUAGACAAGUCGGAUGGACUCUGAUGCUGCCCCCAGUCGCGGCUCUGAAUAAUCUCUGGGCCUUCCCCCAAAUCUGUGGUCCAAACACGGGUCUAAUCGGCUGUGUGGGCAUUGACGCCGACCACCGCGCGUCUGGAAUCGGGCUGGCUCUCGUUUGUCAUGCUAUCGAGAACAUGAAGGAGCGCGGGAUUGAGGGUGUCUUUGUGGAUUGGGUUGCCCUGGAUGGAUGGUAUGAGCAGAUUGGCUUUAAGACCUGGCGGAGCUAUCGACCCGGUGAGAUCUGA